AUGUAUCUAUAUUUAGACGAUCUUUCUUUUCUUUCUUUCUUUCUUCACUUAGUUUUACUUUCAUUCAUUCUUUCUUUCUUUCUUUCUUUAUUCCUUCUUUCAUUCUUUCUUUCUUUCUUUAUUCCUUCAUUUCUUUCUUUCUUUCUUUCUCUAAUUAGCUUUUCUUUCUUUCUUUCUUCACUUAGUUUUUCUUCCAUUUGUUUCUUUCUUUUCUUUCUUUCUUUCUUUUUCCUACAUUUAUUUCUUUCUCUUCUUUCUUUUCUUUCUUUUCUUUCUUUCUUUCUUCACUUACUUUUCUUUCUUUCUUCACUUAGUUUUUCUUUCAUCCCUUCUUUCAUUCUUUCUUUCUUUCUUUCUACCUUCAUUUCUUUCUUUCUCUACUUAGCUUUUCUUUCUUUCUUUCUUUCUUUCUUUAUUUAUUUCCUCACUUAUUUUUUCUUUCAUCCCUUCUUUCAUUCUUUCUUUCUUUCUUUUUUCCUUCAUUUCUUUCUUUCUUUCUUUAUCUACUUAGCUUUACUUUCUUUUCUUUUUUUCUUCACUUAG
Acanthosepion pharaonis is the source of this 543-nucleotide messenger RNA. The record is from the annotation of a GenBank genome assembly. NCBI's taxonomy places the organism in Eukaryota, Metazoa, Mollusca, Cephalopoda, Sepiida, Sepiidae.